Messenger RNA from Rhodotorula toruloides NP11, 1701 nucleotides. Its product is annotated as Gly-Xaa carboxypeptidase. Gene Ontology annotation, molecular function: metallocarboxypeptidase activity. The record is from RefSeq and is a predicted model, not a curated record. Bases 1 to 1701 code for a protein of 566 amino acids. Lineage: Eukaryota; Fungi; Basidiomycota; Microbotryomycetes; Sporidiobolales; Sporidiobolaceae. Gene Ontology annotation, cellular component: fungal-type vacuole lumen. The transcript is spliced from 8 exons.
AUGCCGAAGCCAUCUUCUUCGCCGGGCCCCACCAAGGCGCCGAAGAACUCGACUGCCGAGGCCUCCGCCUUUCCGCUUCGUUACGCUGUGCUUGCUGUUCUGCUACCCGUCGCGCUCUGGCUGUACUAUCCCUCCUCAUCUGCGCCGACUCCGCUGCCGACCACGCCUGUCGCGCAGCCCGCCGCCGUUAUCCCGGAAGCAGCUCGCUGUCCUGCACAGGUCAACCCGCUGAACGUGGGCGCAGACUGGCAUCCUGAAGAUGACGCGGCGUACGAGCAGCAAGCGGUGGAGCGGCUGCGAGAUGCGGUGCGAUUCCGCACCGAGGCGUUUGACGACAUGGGCGGUCCAGAAGACCCGCGCUUUGAGAUCUUCCUCGAGCUGCACUCGCUCCUCGAAGCGUCGUACCCGCGCGUCUUUGCCUCUCUCCAGGUCGAAAAGGUUCGCCGGCACGGCCUCCUCAUCACCUGGCAAGGCUCCGACCCGAGCUUGAAGCCGGUCGUGCUCAUGGCGCAUCAAGACGUCGUGCCUGUCGACGCUGUGACGGCGAGCAGGUGGACGCACCCGCCUUUCUCCGCUCACCUCGACGAGCACGGAUGGAUCUGGGGCCGGGGCACGACCGACUGCAAGAACACGCUCCUCGGCGCGCUCUCCGCUUUCGAGAAGCUCCUCGAGGACGGCCACAAGCCUACACGAACCCUGAUCAUCUCCUCCGGCGCCGACGAAGAGAUUGGCGGGACACGCUCGGCGAAAUAUAUCGCUGAACGACUCGAAGAGCGAUACGGCCGCGAUGGAGUCGCCUUCAUCCUUGACGAAGGCAUCUCGGCCAUCGACCAAGCCUACGGCCUGACUCUCGCUCGGCUCGGCAUCGCGGAGAAGGGCGCUGUCUCCAUCAAGCUCGACGUCUUGACGCCAGGAGGGCACAGCAGCGUCCCGCUCGGCCCUCAUACCAGCAUAGGCAUCCUCGCCAAGCUCGUGACGACGCUCGAGGAGAACCCCGAGCCGCCCAUCAUGCGCGAGGGCAGUCCGCUCUUGACGGAGCUGCAGUGCGCAGCCGACUACGGACAACUACCGCCGGCUUUGAAGGCGAGCGUGCGGGACCCGAGUCGCUGGGAAGCUUUGAGCAGGCAGAUGUCGGCAAAGGACAACAUCAUUCGCGCUUUCAUCGGCACGACGCAGGCUGUCGACCUCAUUCACGGAGGUGUCAAGAUUAACGCCCUACCCGAGUUUGCGACCGCUUCCGCCAACUACCGCAUCAACUUCCUCUCCUCCGUCAACGCGACCCUUGAGCGGCUUAUCACCGUCCUCCGACCAACCGUCGACUCGUUCAACUUGACCUUCGACGUCCUCGGCUCACAUGCCAACAUCGACAACAACGUCGUCCGCUUCAACGUCUUGCCAACUACUGCGCAUGAGCCGGCGCCGCUGACCCCUGCAACGGGUCCGGCGUGGAAGCUGAUGGCCGGUACAACGAGGCACAUCUGGGAGGGCGCGGUCGUUACGCCGAGCGGCAUGAUCGGCGGCACCGACACGAAGCAUUGCUGGAACCUCACGCGCAACAUCUUCCGCUUCGUGCCGUGCUCGCUCUCGCUGGCGCUGAACUUGCACACGGUCGAUGAGCGUCUCCACGUCGACGCUCAUAUGAGCACGAUACGGUUCUACUACAAGCUCAUCCAGAAUCUGGAGGGUUGGGAGGCGCCGUGA